CUUCGAUGCAGCAGAAUUGUCGAAAGAGUAUAAAAGAUAAUGAUGCAUUCGUUAAACAGUCAGUAAAAAGUUUAAACUUGACUUAACUAGAUCAACUCUCAGAGAAAAUAAAAUAAUUGAAUCUGUAAAAAUGGCUUUUAAAAUUGUCCUUUUAUUCGGUUUAAUUGCUGCAGCUUCUGCUGGAAUUUUGACUCCAGUUGUACAGCACGAAGAACCAGCAAAUUAUAAUUUCAACUAUGAAGUUCAUGACACACAAACUGGAGAUAUCAAGAGACAACAUGAAGUAGCCAAGGAUGGUGCUAUCUCAGGAGAAUACUCAUUAUUUGAUGCUGAUGGUUUUAGACGUGUUGUAACAUACACAGCUGAUGAUCAUCAUGGUUUCCAAGCCAAUGUACAACGUGAACCAAUAGGACAUAAAGUAGUCGCAGCUCCAGUCGUUACAAAAGUUAUCCAACCAGCUGUAACAAAAGUUGUAACACCAGUAUUUUCACAUGGAUGGCAACCAAACCCACAUGCUUCAAAUCCUUGGAGCUAAAUGAUCACACAAAACAUAUUUGUAUAUACCGUAACUUCAUAAAAAAGGCUUACUUUAAAAAUUC
Messenger RNA from Chironomus riparius, 599 nucleotides. NCBI's taxonomy places the organism in Eukaryota, Metazoa, Arthropoda, Insecta, Diptera, Chironomidae. The record is from the annotation of a GenBank genome assembly.